CAUACGAAACGAAACUCUCACGUGACCACCGGUUUUUCACUUCCUUUAUAUACCCUAGAUUAGCGUCUGCAUUCGUCGCUGUAAUCUUUUUUGUAUUAGCUCUCUGUGCACUAAAAUCUCGGCUUCAAAUUUCAUUUUCUUAAUUAUUAACAAUGGCUGGUGAUAAGAAGAUUAAGAUCGGUAUCAAUGGGUUUGGAAGAAUUGGCCGUUUGGUUGCUAGAGUCGCACUUCAGAGGAAUGAUAUUGAACUUGUAGCUGUUAAUGAUCCUUUCAUUUCUACUGAUUACAUGACAUAUAUGUUUAAGUAUGAUACAGUUCAUGGUCACUGGAAGCACACCGAUGUUAAGGUCAAGGACGAGAAGACACUUGUCUUUGGUGAUAAGCCAGUUGCUGUUUUUGGGAUCAGAAACCCAGAGGAGAUUCCAUGGGGCCAGACUGGUGCCGAGUAUGUUGUUGAAUCUACUGGAGUUUUCACUGAUAAGCAAAAGGCUGCUGCUCACUUGAAGGGUGGAGCUAAGAAGGUUGUAAUUUCUGCCCCUAGCAAAGAUGCACCCAUGUUUGUUGUAGGUGUCAAUGAGAAGGAAUACAAGCCAGAAAUUGAUAUUGUUUCCAAUGCUAGCUGCACUACCAACUGCCUUGCCCCCUUGGCCAAGGUCAUUCAUGAUAGGUUUGGUAUUGUUGAGGGUCUUAUGACCACUGUCCACUCCAUUACUGCCACACAGAAAACUGUUGAUGGGCCAUCAAUGAAGGACUGGAGAGGUGGAAGAGCCGCCUCCUUCAACAUCAUUCCUAGCAGCACCGGAGCUGCCAAGGCUGUUGGAAAGGUUCUCCCAGCACUUAAUGGAAAAUUGACCGGAAUGUCCUUCCGUGUUCCAACUGUGGAUGUUUCUGUUGUUGAUCUCACAGUCAGACUUGAGAAGAAGGCAACAUAUGAGGAUGUCAAAAAUGCCAUCAAGGAAGAGUCUGAGGGUAAGCUUAAGGGAAUUUUAGGUUACACUGAAGAGGAUGUGGUGUCUACCGACUUCAUUGGAGAUAGCAGAUCAAGUAUUUUUGAUGCCAAGGCUGGAAUUGCUUUGAAUGAAAACUUUUUGAAACUUGUCUCUUGGUAUGACAAUGAAUGGGGCUACAGUACUCGCGUGCUCGACUUGAUUCGUCACAUGGCCUCCACCCAGCCUUGAAUAAGUUGACAAUGAUUAUUGAGUGCUGUAAUGAGUCAAAUGUGUAGAUGCAAGCAUCUGAUGUUUAAAUAAAAAUUGAGUGUAGUUCGUCUGAUUUUGUUUUAUGGUUUUUAGCUGUCAAAAGCUAUGGAGUUUGAAAACAAUAUUUGUUAUAUUGGGAAUAAUUCCACCUGGUUGAUACAAGUAUCAUAUGAUUUUUACAUUA
This is a messenger RNA of Hevea brasiliensis (rubber tree), 1383 nucleotides long. Its product is annotated as glyceraldehyde-3-phosphate dehydrogenase, cytosolic. The transcript has 12 exons. The record is from RefSeq and is a predicted model, not a curated record. Bases 153 to 1178 code for a protein of 341 amino acids. Gene Ontology annotation, molecular function: NADP binding; NAD binding; oxidoreductase activity, acting on the aldehyde or oxo group of donors, NAD or NADP as acceptor. Gene Ontology annotation, biological process: glucose metabolic process. Lineage: Eukaryota; Viridiplantae; Streptophyta; Magnoliopsida; Malpighiales; Euphorbiaceae.